AUGCAGAGUACGCAGAACACGCCGCCCACAAUCGCUGCAACGGGCAGCCCUCGUCCACCCUCCUCGUCGGCGCUCGGCGGCGCGCUCGGCGACCACGAGCCGUCGCAAUUGCUGCUCGCGCUGGUGCUCGGAGCCCCGCAACCGAAAAACCAGCCCGACGCCCAAGCCUGUCCGCCGCCACCGCAGUUGCUGUCAUAG
Molecule: messenger RNA, 198 nt
Organism: Emiliania huxleyi CCMP1516
Lineage: Eukaryota; Haptophyta; Isochrysidales; Noelaerhabdaceae
Exons: 2
Coding region: 1-198 (65 amino acids)
Source: RefSeq, a predicted model, not a curated record